Molecule: messenger RNA, 1573 nt
Organism: Sinocyclocheilus rhinocerous
Lineage: Eukaryota; Metazoa; Chordata; Actinopteri; Cypriniformes; Cyprinidae
Product: NADPH oxidase organizer 1-like
Exons: 8
Coding region: 41-1435 (464 amino acids)
Biological process (GO): superoxide anion generation
Cellular component (GO): cytoplasm
Molecular function (GO): superoxide-generating NADPH oxidase activator activity; phosphatidylinositol binding; protein binding
Source: RefSeq, a predicted model, not a curated record
AUAGAGUUCACACCGUCUCGUUCAUCAGAAACCGCAUCAGAUGAGUGAUCCUCGCUUUCCGGUCGAAGUCCGAGUUAUCGGAGUAAUGAAGAAAGGCAAAGACAAGUUCAUGACAUCCGUGCUGUGGUCAGACCAGAGUGAGUUAAUAGUGUACAGAUCUUUCCGGGACUUCAAAGCGCUCCAUAGGCAACUGAAAAAGAAGUUUCCUGUGGAUAACUAUGAAGAUAGAGUGCUUCCCAGAUUUGGAGCCCAGUGCAUGGUGACUUCAUUUCAGCUGAAAGGUCUGGCUAAGUCAGUAUCUCGUCUAAGGUGUCUGGAGAAAUACUGUUCCAGUCUGUUGCAGUGUGGCACGACUGUGUCACAUUCCUCAGAAGUCAUUAAAUUCUUCUUGCCUACUGAACAGGAGCUUCUGCCAGAAUAUACCCAGAACAGUGUGAUGAUUCUGCAAUCAGACAACAUCAACACUGUCAGCGGAGGACCUGACUUGGCGAAUAAACGUCUGAGCAAUGGCAAUGUGACCCAGCCUUUUGUAUCCAAGACAUAUCGAUGUGUGGCUCCAUAUGAGACCAAAGAUACAAAGAACAGGCCAUUCAAAGUAACUGUGGAUGAAAGACUGGACGUGCUGAUCAAAGACAAAGCAGGUUGGUGGCUUGUUGAGAAUGAGGAUAAAUGUCUAGCUUGGUUUCCUGCUCCCUACUUGAAGUUAUGUGAUGAGGAUGAGGAUGAGUUUGAUUCAGCUACCUUUGAAAGUUCGCUGUACUGUGUUACAAGAAGUUACACCUCGAAAAAAGAGGACGAGCUCUCUCUGAGCAUUGGCGCUGUUGUGGAGGUGUUACAGAGAUCUGAUAAUGGCUGGUGGCUUGUUAGAUAUAACAGAAAGGUAGGCUAUGUGCCCUCCAUGUACCUGAAGCUCUACAGCAGCCCCCGUUUUGGCCUUCAGACUCUUCAGAGGAAACUUCACAGCUCCACUAUCCACCAGUCUGCCAACAGCUCUUUAAAACUGGAGCCUCAGGUCCACUCACGAAGCAGAAUGAAUAGUUUCCUCAAAUCAAACUCUCUGGAAAUGCUGUCAGAGCCGGUACAGCACGAGGAAGCUAGCAGCUUCAGCGAUGAUGGAACAGACUUCAGCUUCAGUUCCUCAGACACCACCUCCAUGAGCCCAAGCAUGUCCAGCUCAGAGUGGGAAGAGGGCCUGAGACAGCAGGAUAAAGAGUCAGACAGCAAUGAUAGUGGUAUGUCCAGUGGCCAGUCAACCCCCACCAACUCAGACACUGGUCACCCUAUGAAAGGAGUCGGAGCUCCCAGGGUGCCACCCAGACCACAAACUCAGGAGAUCCUACGUCGCUGCACGGCCUACACUCGUAAAGCUGCUCUGGCAACCUCUGCUCACCUGGCCCCUGAAAGUGAAGUCAUGGUAGAUGAAGUGAGAGUAUGAAAGAGGUGAGAGAGCAUUUGGGUGCAUAUGACAAUGAGAGACUCUUUCCUUUUUGUGCCUUUUUUUUUUUUUGAUCGUCUUUUGAGUAUGAUACCACAAUAUUAAUCUGAGGUUUUUGUGAUCUCUUUUAAUCCUUGG